Torulaspora globosa is the source of this 879-nucleotide messenger RNA. RefSeq names its product inositol monophosphate 1-phosphatase INM2 (gene INM2). The record is from RefSeq and is a predicted model, not a curated record. Gene Ontology annotation, molecular function: inositol monophosphate 1-phosphatase activity. The transcript has a single exon. Gene Ontology annotation, biological process: phosphatidylinositol phosphate biosynthetic process; inositol metabolic process; signal transduction. Bases 1 to 879 code for a protein of 292 amino acids. NCBI's taxonomy places the organism in Eukaryota, Fungi, Ascomycota, Saccharomycetes, Saccharomycetales, Saccharomycetaceae.
AUGACGCUAUCGAGAGAGGAGCUAAAGGAGAUUGAGAAUACGCUGGUUGAACUGGCGACGACGCAGGUUGGCCCAUUGAUCAAGGGACAGGCAGGCACUAAGUUCGACUCCUACGAGGACAAGGCCAAUAAUGUAGAUCUAGUUACUGUAGUCGACAAGAAGGUCGAAAACAUCAUCUAUGAGGCGCUGAGCAAGAAAUACCCCGAUUUCGACUUUAUUGGCGAGGAGAGCUACGUCGUCGGGGAGACCAAGAUCGGCGAAAAGCCUACGUUUAUCGUAGACCCCAUUGACGGGACUACGAAUUUUAUCCACGGAUACCCUUAUAGCUGCACUUCGCUCGGACUCGCUGAAGGCGGCAGAGCUGUGGUCGGCGUUGUGUACAAUCCGCAUUUGAACCAGUUAUUCCACGCUUCUAAGGGCAACGGUGCGUAUCUGAACGGCGAGCCCGUCACCGUUGCUCCCAGAGCACUCACGCUACAGAAAUCUGUUGUCGCCUUUGAGGGUGGUUCCGAGAGAUCCGAAGGACCAGAAGGUAACUUCGAUUGCAAGAUGGCGACGUUGAAGAACUUGCUCAGCGACAAAGGUGGAUACAUUCAUGGGUUCCGAAGCGUCGGGAGCGCUGCUAUGAACCUGUGCUACGUGGCCAAUGGGAUGCUAGACGCAUAUUGGGAAGCGGGGCCCUGGGCCUGGGACGUAUGUGCCGGAUGGUGCAUCUUGAAUGAGACUGGCGGAGUAAUGGUUGAUGCUAAUCCGAACCGGUGGGACAUACCCUUAGAUAACAGAUCGUACUUCGCGGUUAGAGGCGGCAGCAGCGUCCAAGAACAAAAGUGGUUCAUAGAGGCCUUUUGGUCACAUGUGGAAGGUACAAUGAAGUUUUGA